UGCAUCGCUGGAUGUACAACCUUUAACCUAUUUCCGUGGAAACAUCGCAUGGUUGCAGCCAUGGAGUGCCUCAAAGACUGCUGCAAGAACUUCUUGACAAAGAAGGGGAAGGAGCAGGAGACCCAAGUGAUCUCACUGAAGAUGCCCCCUAAAAAGACAGCAGCUUUAGGGUGGGAGCUGAAUGAAGGGAGAAGGGUAGUCACAGAAGAUUACCUCCUGUCUAAGCUGCCCCCGGAUGGUAGAGAGGUGCCGUUUGUCCUCCCGACCUUUAAGGCCUCUUACAUCCAACCCAGAGGGUCCCGCUACCCGAAUUUACAGUCUGGGCUGGAGAGUUCAGCCCGGUGCACUUAUGCACAGAGGAAGGCAGAGCUGCUGGGUUCCAGUCACUUCACCUACAGCCCCGAGUCCAGCUUUCAUCAGGGUCAAAUGGCUGAAAACAUUUCCCCCAGCUCAACCCACCGCGACACACUGAAGAACAUAAAGUCUAGUCCUCAAAGUCCAGGUUGGACUCUGAAGAAGGGCGGUGAGCAGCGACUGAGCAGCUCCAUGUUUGAUCUGUCCAGCUCUCAGGGUCACAUGCAGCGCUUCGACUCCACCUCCAGUGUCCUCAGCAGCACGUCCUCCAUGAUUGGCUCCAUUGAAAGCAGCCUGGACUCCAUCACCCUGUCAGGGGACGAGCGUGAGUUGGGGAAGGUGUGCGUCCGAGUGAGCUACCAGGAGGCUUUGGAGCAGGUGUGGAUCACUCUGGUCCAGUGUUCAGACCUCAACCUUCCUCCGGAUGGAGUGGAACAACAAAAGAUUGGAUUUAAAGGGAUCCUCACCAUCCCCAAACCAAUACAGUUCAAGAGUUCAGUCAAGGAAUACUGUCAGGAUGUGUCCUUCAUAGAGACCUUUGUGUUUGCACUGCAUAUCCAGCAGUUGCGCUGCAGUGCUUUGUUGUUGCGGGUGCAAACAUACAACCCCAGGAAACGUACGGUGGCGGAGUGCGUCCUCUCCUUGCGACAGCUUGGUCCACAGGAGACAGAGCACUGGCUUCAUCUAAACCCUCCGUCCAAAUCCUCUGUGUGCCACUCUGAGCUGCAUCUCACCACCUGCUUUCAGCCAGUGAACGGACGCAUCCAACUCAAGGUCCUCGCCGCCCAAAACCUCACAGCAUCCUCAUCACCACUCACCCAAUCAUUUUUUGUCAAAGUGGAGAUGCACCAGUUGGGGCAUGUGGUGACUAAGAAGAAGACUCGUGUCCUGAAGGCUUCGGGGGGUCAGUGUCAGUGGACAGAGACUUUUCACUUCCCCCUGACUGCGUUAGACCACGCCUGCUCGCUGUCAGUCAGACUUUACAGCCGGAGUUCAGUCAGGAGGAAACGGUGUCUCGGACAGGUUCAGCUGGGAUUCGACAGCCCUACCCCAGAAGCAGUGGAGCAGUGGAAAGACACGAUGGCUCACCCAGAGAAAGUGGUGUCUGCGUGGCACAGAUUGAGUGCUGCCUAAUCCUCUUCUCCUAACCUCCUCUUUACACACAAUGGAUGUGAAUCUCUUGGGCUGCAAGUCCAGCUGUGCCCACUUGCUUUUCCAGUCCAGUCAGUUGGCUACAGUCCUGUACGUUAACUGAGUCGACUCUAAUGGACCAGACUAUAAACUACUAAACGGGGUCCAAAUGCCCUGGGAGACCAGAUUUUCACAGAGACAGUUCAGGUGCCUGGUUGUAAAUAGGGGUUUUCGAACAAAGUGUGGAUUUCAAGCUGGAAAUGUUAGUUUGGUGGUUAUUGUCUAGACAAAAUUAAGUUCUUUCUUAAAAAAACAGUAGAGCUUUUGCCUAGCUGACAACCAUUCAGUUGCAUAGCAUUUAGCUGUAUAUAAUGGUGUAUUUUGUAAGUCUUGUGUCUUGUGUAUAUGACUUAUAUUAGUGAAAAUCUUGUUUUCAAUCUCUCUGUUGCAUAGAAAGUUUACAAGUGACCAUAAAGCCAAACUCACUGUAAUACUCACUGUAUCCAUUUUAUCAGUCUGUAAUUAAGACCCAUUUUAAACGAUAAGGCUGGCGAGAUAUAAUAUUUUUCCUAUCGUCAACAUAAAAAGAUUAAAACAGUUAAGUCUAUUACGUUCCUACACUCUGAAUCUCAGCUAAAUCCAGUUGGUUCCUCCUGAAGAAGUAAAUCUUUAAGAACGUGUCAUGCUAUAUAGUUUUUUAAAUAAAUGGCUAAGAGAGCACUGAACCAAAAGAACUUGCGACCAGCUCAGCUAAACAAUGAGCGAACAUUUGCUGUAAGCUCCAGCAAACCAAGGGCAGUUACAGAUUCAGGUGAUAAUUAAUUUGAUAUAUUGUUAGUGUACAAUAUUGGUUAUAGUUGUUUCAAAGCAACAUUUUGUAAGAUUUGUCUUUUAGUAAAAUUUGGUAAAAUUUGGUGUCCCAGUGUAGUUUACCACCUUUUAUUUUACGAAGCUCUCGCCAACAUCCAGCAGCCUGUUGCAUUGGUCAUUCUCUUUUUCUCUUCUUAGCUUCCUACGACAACGUCUUCUUUGGUCUCUUCGCAGCCUCUGCCAUUAAAUCUAUACUGAAUAUACCAAGCUAGCUUCUUCCAAAGAACUUACAGUGGACAUUAUAUACUUUUUGCUUCUUCUUUUGCUUCUUCUUAUAGCUUGCUUGCUGAAGAGUCGUGUUGGUGCCAUAAAGCAUUAUGCCAUUGUCGUGAAAGGUUUUGUACAUUCUAAUGUUAUACAGUGCCUAUCUGGCACCCCGGCCCGGACAGGCAACAACAGAGACACCAUGCCUAUUAGUGUACCAUCAAGAUGAUAUUGGAUACACAGCCUUGUCAGUAAAAUCAAUUCGCUGUUGAUUUUGGUCUUUUCAUGGUAUUUGUUGACAAUAAGAAAAAUAUAGAUAUCACUAGACUUAUCCCUUAAUUCCCUAAAAGGUGAGCUUGAAGGUUUUCCCAUUCCCUAAUUUAACUAGAUAGGAUGUCAUGUUACUGUACCAUACAGCAGUAUCAAAUCUUAGCUGUACGCUUUUGAUAGUG
Molecule: messenger RNA, 3011 nt
Organism: Micropterus dolomieu (smallmouth bass)
Lineage: Eukaryota; Metazoa; Chordata; Actinopteri; Centrarchiformes; Centrarchidae
Product: tandem C2 domains nuclear protein
Exons: 12
Coding region: 49-1488 (479 amino acids)
Cellular component (GO): nucleus
Source: RefSeq, a predicted model, not a curated record